AUGGUUAGAUGGCUGUUCUCAACAAAUGCUAAGGAUAUUGGUACUUUAUAUAUCAUCUUCUCUAUUUUUGCGGGUAUGAUUGGUACUGCCUUUUCUAUGUUAAUUAGAUUAGAAUUAGAUGGUCCUGGAAUUCAAUAUUUACAUGGUGAUCAUCAACUUUACAACGUAAUUGUAACUGCUCACGCAUUCGUUAUGAUUUUUUUCUUGGUUAUGCCUGCUUUAAUUGGAGGAUUCGGUAGAAACCUUAUUUCAAUUAGAUUAACUUUACAGUUAAUUACAAACAAUUUCAUGUCACAUGUUCAAACUAAAUAUUAUUCAACAAUUCUUUCAUCCCAAGGUGGUUCGUCCGAUGGUUUAUCCACGGAUGGUCAAUUAGGUUAUUACUUGGCUGGAUUAAUCGAAGGUGAUGGUUCUAUUAUUGUACCCGCUAAAGAUAAAAGCCCAAGUGGUAAAAAUACACAUCCUGUAAUUAGAAUUGUAUUUACAUUACCUGAUUUACCUUUGGCUCAAAAAUUACAACAAGUUAUUAGGUUGUGGUUUUAUCCAAAAACCUAA
Auanema sp. JU1783 is the source of this 555-nucleotide messenger RNA. Lineage: Eukaryota; Metazoa; Nematoda; Chromadorea; Rhabditida; Rhabditidae. The record is from the annotation of a GenBank genome assembly.